AUGGCGGACGAGGAUCACCAUCUACCAGAGGAAGAUGACCCUGUCAAAGCGGCAGGGCGAGGCCAUCCUGAACCUGCUAGGCAGUUUGUCUGGUCUGGCGUGGCCUGGAAGCUUUGUGAAGACUUCAACCUCGACAAGGCCGAGGACCCAAAUGCCCUGCAGGAGAUCUUGAAGAUCUUAGAUGGUUCCUUUCAGUAUGACUCCAACGUGGAGAUGCCAGCAGACUUCUCUGCCUACUUCGAGCAAGUGGCUAUGACACCUCCAAGUUCCACUGCCAGCACUGCCAGAGGGCAUUCCACUUUGGUGGAGACCACCGAUCAGCUCUCGCAAGUGGCGGAACUCCCAGCUGUGGUCCAUGGUCCCGCACGCAGAACAUCUCAGCGACCUCGGAACAGAGGAAAGAGAUUCUUCGAGGUCUUCGAGAAUGGCGCCAUCGCACUCAUGCUGACAUCUUCUGGAUCCGCACUGACUGACAAGAAGAAAUGGCCCAAUUUGGCCAUCCUGGACAGCGCCACCAAAUAUCAAAUGGCAUGUCAGGACACUGCUGUCGAGAACCUCAAGGAUGCUACAGCAACCUUUUUAUUUAACAGCAGUCAGUUGAAGUCCAGAGGAGUCGCUCGUUUUGCGGACCUCAACAGAGCCAACAAGCAGGACCUCCUGGACGUGGAAGAACACGAGGAGGAGAUGACGAAGGCCCUCAAACGGCGGCGCCUUGCAGAGACUUUGGAAAAUGACGACCUGGCUGAAGCCUCAGGCACUCCUUCCUUUCCAGCUCCUGCUGAUGAACCUCCGGAAAUGGCAUCAACUGGACCAGCGAUUGCUGCUCCACCUGUUGCUCCUGAACUACCUCCAGUACCAGAACUUUCGGAGCUUGACGACAUGUCUGAUCAACCGGAGCCUUCUGGAACCAUGAACCACCAACAACAUUAUCCUUUGGACCUCAACGAGCACGACAUCGUGAACAAGCUGCUGAAAUGGCCUUCGAGACGCAAAACCUCGACCAUGCAGACCAACCCUUCCUUCGGGCUGGAUCUUCAACACGGUCACCCACUCAUUGUAGAGCUGAAGCGCAAGUUGGCUGACUUUUGGGAAGUCAAGGGCCGUGGUCCGGAGGACCCCAUGACAGAGCCUGACAAGGGCCAGCUCCGCGCGCUACUUGGAAGCCAUCAAUGGCCUGGAGUUCAGUCCCAACCUCGUCUUCAAGCAAGCUGCAGCUUGAUCAGCGGACAACAGCGUUCUGGCAAACUUCGCGCCAUCAUGGAAGCAAAUGCCUUGUCGAAGUUCGCGAAAGAGAACGCCGACGUGACAGUGAAGUACGAGCCCUUCCAGUCAGUUGCUGACCCUAGCAAAGUCCGCCUGGUGAUGGUGUUUCUCACGCUGCUCGAGAAGAUCACUCUUCUCGAUGAGGCCACUUGGCCACCUGGUGCCAUGGGGAAUCCUUUGCGACACCGGAUCAAGUUGGCGUGGGGCCCACACUACACCGCUGCCAAGAAGGAGAGCAAGGAGGAAAGAGAAGAAAGUCGACAGGAAUUCGCCGACUCAAAGAACAAGGAAAAGAAGAAGCCCACGAACAACGACCUCGUCACCUACAACCCGCAACUCAACAACACCAACAACCUAGAAAGCGUGCAGGAAGAACCAGAUCUUGAAGAAGAACUGGCGCUUGAGGAGAUCACUGCUGAGAAGAACGCCAGUACGAGACCCAGCGCUACUUCCAUGAGAUCACCUAUGGCAACGCUGGUCUACUUUACACAGCUCAAAGCUGUCGCUGCAGAGUUCUCCGGUGGCCACAUGCCGUCGGCAGCUGUGAUGGAUGGUCAACUCCGAGUGGCUGAAGGCCGCAACAAGCGUCACUUCGACGCAGCCCUGGAUGAGCAGAACCUUCAGUUUGAUCGUCGCAUAGCUCAGCUUGAGAACGACCUCGUGAAGGCCUGGGUGCCAUGCCUAAGACUGGCAAAGGCUGUGCUGCUUUUGAUCGCCUUUGUCCCAGUGGAGAAGUUCAUGUUCCAAAGCUGGACAUUUGUGUCGAAUCGCUAG
This is a messenger RNA of Durusdinium trenchii, 2037 nucleotides long. The record is from the annotation of a GenBank genome assembly. NCBI's taxonomy places the organism in Eukaryota, Dinophyceae, Suessiales, Symbiodiniaceae.